AGGUAGCAUUCUUUACCCUACGUGAUUCCUGCCUCAUGACUGGACGAUAGCUGCAGAAGGCGACUCCACCGUACACUGAAGUGUUUUGCCUGCGAAGCAGGAUCUAAUUACAAUGGCUUCCUCUAUCAACAAUCAAAACACAAAUAUGUACAGAGGUGUUGAUAAUUCCUCAAACCCCAGCCGACGGAUGUCACGCUUAUCAUCGAGAAGAACAGUUUUUUCCUCAACACGUCGACGACCUCCCGUAUAAUCCACCAACUCAGACCGCCGAACAAGUAGUCGAAACAGAUUACCUCAUUGUCCUUGUUUCCUCCCAUCUUUGUCGCUUCCCGCCCCGCAUUACGUCGUCGCACUCACCUUAAUCUCCUGAAACCCGCGAAGUUUCCCACUCUCCUUCGGGCCUCGCGAAUCUUUGUUAAACUAUUAGAAUUGCUUCUCUUCCAUAUUUAUGCCUCCAAAGCAUGCAAGAGGGACUGGAACAGAAACAUACACCUAACCGACGCCGUCAGGGCGGUCGGAGUCGCAAUACCCCUAAACAAACGACGUACGCUUCUGAGAACGACGUUCCUAGGCGCAAAUCCGGUCAUAAUGGAAGUCCUAGCACACCCAUCUCGGAAGGAGUCGAGGCGUUCCGCGCAAGUUCAACUAGUCAAAAACCUCGUAGCAAAAAGAAGAAGAACGGGAACAAACAGCCUCGUCCCAAUGAUAGCAUCGUUUCGCCGGGCCAAAACAACCCGGAGUGCUCGAGCCCUUCGGCUCCCAUAUUCGCAGGCUCGACUUUUCAUGCCUCUCCGGCCCCAUCCGCACUGCCGAUCCCAAGCUUUCUUAACAAGUUUGAACCUAGUUCCCCUAGGGUCCAAGUUUCUUCCAGCCCGGAGCAAGAGCUUUCAUGUACCACAUCUGACUCAGAUGAGGCCAGCUCUCCUAGUCCGACGGCGCGGGCCACCGAGUCCCCGCUGGAAUUCUUCUUCCGUGCCGAUCGUGCUGAAAAAGAAAAGGCUAAAGCCCGGCGGGCUAGUGCUUCAGUCCACGCUCCUAUGAUAAAUUUGAGCCCGCUUUCGUCGUCUCAUCAGUCUCCAAAAGAUGUUUCUGCAUUUUCUGUCGACAUCACACCGAGCCAAACGCGACGCCCACAUUAUCAUAAGCGCGCUACCGUCUUGGGCAUUUCCUCAGAGGAAUUAGACGGAAACCCUGGCGAACCUGUUGGGCCAGCCUUUUCCACCCCCUAUCAGGAGCGUAUGCGAGCUGCCCGAUCAAACCAAUCUUCUGCACGUUCUACCAACAAGGUACUUCAAACCCAAGAUUUUGGCUAUAGUGAUGAUCUCAAGCGUUAUCUCUUCACGGGCCGAUUGGGUGGUAAUGAGGAACCAUCGCAGCAACCACCUAGUCCAUCAAAUCAAGCUGCUCAGCAUCAUUCUCCGCAACACCGCAAGCCAUUUGAACAGGCCCGGUCUGCCCAGUGCCAAUCCCCACCACGUCAUCUACCUCGCGGCAUGUUUCCUAUGUCAGUUCUCACAGCCAGCGCACAGAACGGGCAGCCCACCACUCCGCCUGUGGAUGCGCAACCCACGCCCUGCCACUCCAACGAGGUCACUGUAAUGGAAGAUGAGCUUCGUCGGAUACUCAAACUCAAUCCGAGCCGUGCCUUAUCGUUACAUUGACCGGCUGUACUUUCUUCUGUAGGCUGAGGAUCUCGAACCGGUGUUACAGGCGUUGGUAAGCAGGUGCUGGAUCUCCGCUGAUAUUGAUUUGGCUAUGGCCGUUCUUCGCACUAUCUUGCUUUAUCUCCAUGCUAAAAUCCC
Daldinia caldariorum is the source of this 1802-nucleotide messenger RNA. RefSeq lists its product as uncharacterized. Lineage: Eukaryota; Fungi; Ascomycota; Sordariomycetes; Xylariales; Hypoxylaceae. Bases 462 to 1661 code for a protein of 399 amino acids. The transcript has a single exon. The record is from RefSeq and is a predicted model, not a curated record.